AAACAUCGUCAAGGUUUAUAGGGUUUGGUUCUACUAGUUCAAAUAAGCAAGAUGAUAAUGUUCCCUCAUCAGAUGCAGAUUUUGCUCGUCAAAAGUUUGGUAAUCAAAAAUCCAUCUCAUCCGAUCAAUAUUUCGGUCGUAAUCAGUAUGAUCCCGAUGAACUGUCAGCUUCAUCUGAAAGAUUGAAACAAUUUGAGGGUGCUAGUUCAAUAUCUUCAAAUCAAUAUUUUGGCAGAGAUGAACAAAUUUCGCGGCGGGAAAGUUUAGACUUAGGUGCUAUAGAGUUGAAUGCGCGGGACUUUGCUCGUAAAUUUAUUGGACAAGCUUCAUCCGAUUAUGAAGCUAUUAAAACGGUAGUUGAACGGGGUAGCGAAAAAUUAAAGGAUUAUAUUUCGGAUAUUCAA
Molecule: messenger RNA, 404 nt
Organism: Acaulospora morrowiae
Lineage: Eukaryota; Fungi; Glomeromycota; Glomeromycetes; Diversisporales; Acaulosporaceae
Source: the annotation of a GenBank genome assembly